Molecule: messenger RNA, 982 nt
Organism: Propithecus coquereli (Coquerel's sifaka)
Lineage: Eukaryota; Metazoa; Chordata; Mammalia; Primates; Indriidae
Product: mitochondrial inner membrane protein COX18
Exons: 5
Coding region: 51-947 (298 amino acids)
Biological process (GO): mitochondrial respiratory chain complex IV assembly; protein insertion into mitochondrial inner membrane from matrix
Cellular component (GO): mitochondrial inner membrane
Molecular function (GO): membrane insertase activity
Source: RefSeq, a predicted model, not a curated record
UUGUCGCUGGUCUGUGAGGCCGGUGUCCUGAGGUUCGUCGGAGCGCAGACAUGCUGCACCGGCUUGGCGGCCGGUGGCUGCGGCCGCUGCCCACCCUGCAGCUUAGGGCUCGGGGCCUGCCGCUGGUGCCGGCCCCGCCGAGUGGCGCCAAGGCCCCCGCUCUCCCCGUGUGGGCGGUGGCAUCAGUCUCUGCCGCUGGCGCGGGCGGCUGGUACGAGGCUCUGGCCGCUUCGGCGCCGGUGCGGGGCGCCGAGGCAGUGCUGCUUGGGGCGCACGCCGCCACGGGCCUGCCAUGGUGGGGCAGCAUUCUGCUCACCACUGUGGCCUUGCGCGGCGCCGUCACGCUGCCCUUGGCGGCCUACCAGCACUACAUCCUGGCUAAGGUGGAAAAUUUGCAGCCAGAAAUUAAAAACAUUGCCAGGCAUCUUAACCAAGAAGUUGCAGUUCGUGCAAAUCAGUUGGGGUGGUCCAAAAGAGUUGCCAGGCUCACUUAUCUAAAGAAUAUGAGGAGGUUUGUUUCAGAGCUAUAUGUUCGGGAUAACUGCCACCCUUUCAAAGCCACUGUGUUGAUCUGGAUUCAGCUUCCAAUGUGGAUCUUCAUGUCUGUUGCUCUCCGGAAUUUUAGCACAGGGGCAACAAAUUCAGAAGCAGGUUUUUCUGUUCAGGAGCAGUUAGCUACUGGCGGAGUCCUAUGGUUUCCUGACCUUACUGCUCUCGAUUCCACUUGGAUUCUGCCUAUCUCUGUUGGUGUCGUCAACUUAUUAAUAGUGGAGUCAAUCGCUCUCUACUGGUUAUGCUCCAGCCUCAUGGGCCUUUCACAGAACCUGCUGCUGCGUUCUCCUGGAUUUCGCCAACUUUGCAGAAUACCAUUGACCAAGUCAGAUUCAAAAACUCCUUAUAAAGACCUAUUCGCUGCUUUUUAUACCAAGUUCAUUUCAAGAAAAUGAGAUAUUUUUCAAUAAUUUUGAAGCAAUUACAAGUG